This is a messenger RNA of Drosophila biarmipes, 435 nucleotides long. RefSeq lists its product as uncharacterized. The record is from RefSeq and is a predicted model, not a curated record. The transcript has 2 exons. Bases 134 to 382 code for a protein of 82 amino acids. NCBI's taxonomy places the organism in Eukaryota, Metazoa, Arthropoda, Insecta, Diptera, Drosophilidae.
CAUAAAAUCCAGUCUUCUUUGAUUUCAAUUUCAGUUUCCUAUCAGAUCUUUCGAGCAACCCAACAAAAACCUUGAUAAAUUUCUAAAUUUGUAACAAUUCAAAAAUUAAUACCAAAUUUCUAGAUACCAGACCAUGGACAGCACUCCGCCUUUCAAUCAACCAUUCUUUAACACUUGUGAGAUGUAUCCACGUCGCAGGACAACGGAGUUCUAUAGGUCUCCGGCGCCAAGAGCAUCGUUUCAAAGUAGAAGGGCGGAACAUCCGAGGGAUAUGCUGAACGUAACCCCCAAUCAAAACAGGGAGGUGGCUCGCCGCUUGCCAAGAAUUCAGCCCCCCAAUAAUUCAGAUAGCAAUGUUCUUAGGAAUGGUUAUUUUUCGUAAUAUAUUUAUCGUUAAAAGCUUUGAAGAUAUAAAACAUUAUAAAGGGAAAAACA